CACACUUGUGAGUUGUACUUGUGACACUCCGCGUAACCACUUUUCAAUCAGUAGACUCUUUCUCCCACACUAUUCUCCUCUUCAAUGGCAACUUCUUUCGCCACUUCUUCACUAAUCUUUUACUCCACAAAACCCUAAAUUUCAUGCUUUAAUCAGUCACAAGAUUCACUCUGCUCCUUUUUCAGGUAAAGUUCUUAAUCUGAACUUGUCUUAAAUAAUUCCCAAUUGCUUAGAAUAUCUGAAUUUGUUCCAAAAAUUUCAAAGAAUUUCUUGAUUAUAUUCUGAAUUUUGGAAAAAAGAAAAUGAAACAACUUCACAAACAAAGUAGUGGGAAUAGUAUUAGAAGAGAUGAAGAAAUGCCCAUGUCACAGAAUUCACCCUAUUCGCCCAAAUCACAGAAAUACCACAGAUCUUUCCCAAGAUCCAUAAAUUAUCUGCUGAGGGAGCAAAGAUUGUUGUUUAUCUUGGUGGGUAUUUUAAUUGGUUCAACUUUCUUCAUCUUACAACCCACUUUAUCCCGCAUUGGUCCACAAGAUUCGAAUUUUCCGAAAUCAGGGGUUUCGGGUAGGUUGGGGACAAAUGGUAUGGGUAAUUGGGUUGGUGGGAAGGUGGGGAGAGUGCCGGCUGGGAUCGGGAAACGGCGAAUGCGGAUUGUGGUAACGGGUGGGGCUGGAUUUGUUGGGAGUCAUCUGGUAGAUAAGCUGAUUGCAAGAGGGGAUGAUGUUAUUGUCAUUGAUAAUUUUUUCACUGGGAGGAAAGAGAAUGUGGCUCAUCAUUUUGGGAAUCCGAGGUUCGAAUUGAUCCGUCAUGAUGUUGUUGAACCUAUAUUACUUGAAGUUGAUCAGAUUUAUCACUUAGCUUGCCCAGCUUCGCCGGUUCAUUACAAGUACAAUCCUGUCAAGACAAUCAAGACCAAUGUAAUGGGUACUCUUAACAUGUUGGGACUUGCUAAGAGGAUUGGUGCAAGGUUUCUUCUUACUAGCACAAGUGAGGUGUACGGAGACCCGCUUGAACAUCCACAGAAAGAAACAUAUUGGGGGCAUGUAAACCCUAUUGGUGUGAGGAGCUGUUACGAUGAAGGUAAACGAACUGCCGAAACUUUAACAAUGGAUUAUCACCGAGGUGCAGAUGUUGAGGUGCGUAUUGCACGUAUUUUUAAUACGUAUGGACCUCGGAUGUGUCUAGAUGAUGGACGUGUUGUUAGCAAUUUCGUUGCUCAGGCUAUUCGCAAGGAACCAAUGACAGUUUAUGGUGAUGGAAAGCAAACUCGAAGCUUUCAAUACGUCUCUGACCUGGUUGAUGGACUAAUGGCACUGAUGGAAGGUGAGCAUAUUGGCCCAUUCAAUCUUGGAAAUCCUGGAGAAUUCACCAUGUUGGAGCUUGCUGAGGUCGUGAAAGAAACGAUUGAUCCAAGUGCAAGUAUAAUGUUCAAAGAAAAUACAGCUGACGAUCCACACAAAAGAAAACCAGACAUCAGCAAGGCAAAAGAGCUGUUGAAUUGGCAGCCCAAAGUAUCAUUAAGAGAUGGGCUGCCUCUUAUGGUGUCCGAUUUCCGGAAUCGGAUUCUGAAUCAGGAUGAAGGCAAAGCACACUAAUAAAAGUUUGAGCAGAAACAGUGUAUAGUGUGCAAAAGGAAUUGUUUAUUUGUUUGGUUAAUUAAGGUGCUAUUUUUUUUUUCUUUUUGAUAAUUAAUUAAGGUGCUAUUGUCCCAUGUUUUAGCUUCUUGGUAAAGUUUGGAGCAUCCGUAGAAGGAUUCUGGCAAUGUGUCUUAGGAGAAGAAUCCGAUGCACCACCCUCUUCUAUACAUUUUGUGUUUUAUCCUUUUGUCUUAGAAAAAUAAUCUUUGUAGAAAGUGUGUAAUUUAUUGGUCAUAAUGAUUUUAAAUCUUACCCAAAUUAAGGUUAAAGGCAUGAAGUGAAUUCAAUUUCAA
Messenger RNA from Spinacia oleracea (spinach), 1930 nucleotides. Its product is annotated as UDP-glucuronic acid decarboxylase 1. The record is from RefSeq and is a predicted model, not a curated record. Gene Ontology annotation, biological process: D-xylose metabolic process. Lineage: Eukaryota; Viridiplantae; Streptophyta; Magnoliopsida; Caryophyllales; Amaranthaceae. Gene Ontology annotation, molecular function: NAD+ binding; UDP-glucuronate decarboxylase activity. The coding region runs from base 303 to 1595 and encodes 430 amino acids. The transcript has 7 exons. Gene Ontology annotation, cellular component: cytoplasm.